This is a messenger RNA of Umbelopsis ramanniana AG, 1674 nucleotides long. RefSeq lists its product as uncharacterized. The transcript has a single exon. NCBI's taxonomy places the organism in Eukaryota, Fungi, Mucoromycota, Umbelopsidomycetes, Umbelopsidales, Umbelopsidaceae. Gene Ontology annotation, molecular function: ATP binding; nucleic acid binding. The record is from RefSeq and is a predicted model, not a curated record. Bases 40 to 1599 code for a protein of 519 amino acids.
GGCGAGCUCUGUACUAAUUCAUACACUGCCAGAGUCAACAUGUCGCUCGCAUCGGCAACCAAUCCCUUGAAAGCUGUGCAAUGUGCGAGAUCCGUUCUCGGCUUGCUUUUCGCCCAAAGUAAAAAAGAAUUCUCUACGUCUUGCCCCUUGCAGGCGAACAAGGGAAAGCGAAAGCCCAACUAUUCCACGUUGACGAAACAUCUCAAACCAGACGGAAUGACAGGACCACAAAGGCGGAAUGUUUUGCGUGAGAAGGCAAAAUAUAGUAGAGGGUCAAAGCCAGGCAAAUAUAUCCCUGUAACCAAACGGUUAGAACCCAUUCGCUCCGAUAUCCGUCCAUCCGCCAAACCUGCGGCAGAAUCUGUUGCCGAACUUUCAGAGCGACUUGCAAACACCUCAUUUAAUGAGCUUGGAUUACGUCCUCAGGUCCUCAAUGCAGCAUUGACGGGACCUUUGAAAGACGUAGAAGACCCUCAACCAACGGAGAUUCAAGCUUUGGCUAUACCAAAGAUAUUGCACGCCUCAUCGUUCCGACAAUUUUUAUGUGCAGCAGAAACCGGUUCAGGGAAAACAUUGGCAUAUUUGCUUCCGACGAUGCACGAAUUAAAGAUCCAGGAGGAAAAAAAUCCACGUAUUCGCCGUUUAGACCACCCACGGGCUAUUGUUCUCGUCCCAACGCGAGAGCUUGUAACGCAGGUGCUCAAGACGUGCAAGUCUUUGUCGCAUGUGGCGAAACUGCGAGCCGAACAAUUAACUUCGCGAUUGUCGCGGUCCAGACUAGUGGAUUCGCUAGCAUCUUCACCUAUUGAUAUCCUUGUCACCACGCCAACGUCACUUUUGUCUCAUGUUGAAGAUGGAACCCUGUCCAUGGCAGAUGUGAGCCAUUUGAUCAUCGAUGAAGCGGACACGCUAUUUGACUCAGGUUGGGGAGAUGAAUGCAAACAAGUGUUGGAUACUUUGAACAAAAUUGCAGAACAUCGUAAUUUGGAACAAAAAGUCAUCAUCGUAUCAGCUACGCUUCCUCGAUCCGUGAGCACUCUACUUGACCAACUAUUCCCCAAGCUUGUCAAAAUCACUACGCCUUCGUUGCACAAGUCGUUGCCUAAUCUCAAGCAAUCGUUUGUGGAUCUCACUAGAUUCAAAGGAAAUCGACAAAUUGGUCUGUUGGAGGUGUUGAAGAAAAAUAUCAAGGACGAAAAAACACUCAUAUUUUGUAACACCAAAAAGAGUGUAGAGUUGACCCAUCGAUUUCUACAAAGCAAGGGUAUCGAGGCUUUGGCUUUGUACAAGGACGCACCCAUGAGCCGUGAAGAGACAUUGCGAAACUUUUCUCAACCAGCCAGCGAUGGGGACGAAACCGAUGAGCGAAAUAACAUGCUAAUCAGUACCGACAUUGCGUCAAGAGGAGUCGACACCACUUUUGUAAACCACGUCGUCCUUUACGAUUUCCCUUCGUCUGUCAUCGAUUACCUUCAUCGUGUUGGUCGUACUGCACGCGCUGGACGCAACGGCAAAGCCACUGGCUUGGUAGGCAGAAGGGAUAAGAUGCUGGCAGAUAGAAUUCAGCGCGGCAUUCGAGAAGGCACUGUGCUCACAUAGAUUUAGAGUAGCUUAUACAGAAAAAAAAUAAAAACUAAAAUAGCAGAGAUGCCAGUGGUUAUAACUGUAGACGCU